Cryptococcus wingfieldii CBS 7118 is the source of this 1311-nucleotide messenger RNA. RefSeq names its product sarcosine oxidase. Gene Ontology annotation, molecular function: flavin adenine dinucleotide binding; sarcosine oxidase activity; saccharopine oxidase activity. NCBI's taxonomy places the organism in Eukaryota, Fungi, Basidiomycota, Tremellomycetes, Tremellales, Cryptococcaceae. The transcript has 6 exons. Bases 1 to 1311 code for a protein of 436 amino acids. The record is from RefSeq and is a predicted model, not a curated record.
AUGACCCAAACCUCUUCUGACCUCGCGCUCGCGUCCAAGACCUCCCGGAUUGUCAUCGUCGGAGGGGGCGGCACCAUGGGUUCCUCCACCGCCCUUCAUCUCGUACGAAGGGGCUUCACCGACAUCACCAUCAUGGACGUCUACCCUAUCCCUUCGGAUAACUCCGCAGGGAACGAUAUGAACAAGAUUGCUGGCGCCGACAACAUUGAUUCUUUCGGCGGUACCAGUGACUCUGCGUGGGAUACCUGGGUCAAAGAUCCCGUCUUUAGUCCUUACGCCCACUCGGUCGGCAAGCUUGACCUCACAGAGAAUGAGGGCCGGGCUUCAAGACUCAGAGCCAAGUACGAGAAAUUCGUCGCCCUGGGACGCAAAGACUUCGAAUGGCUCGAGAACGAGAACGACAUCAAAAAGUGGGCUCCUCAUCUCAAAGAUGCUGAUAUCAAAGCGAGUCUGUACUGCGCCACAGGCGGCUGGUUAGCCGCUCGCGAUGCCAUCGACUCUGUUGGCCGGGAGCUUCAAAAGGCUGGGGUUAAGACCGUCUUUGGUCCCUCGGGUAAUUUCAAUUCGCUUGUAUUUGACAAUGAUGGCAAGACUGUCAAAGGUGUCAAGGGCAAGGAUGGGUCGGUGACAGAGGCGGACCUUGUUGUGCUCGCAGCUGGGGCUUGGUCUCCAGCUCUCGUGGACCUUCAGGGGCAGUGUGUAUCCAAGUGCUGGGUUUAUGCCCACAUUCAGCUCACCCCCGAGGAAGCCGCAGCUCUAAAGGGAAUUCCCACUGUCUACAAUGACAAGUACGGCUUUUUCUUUGAGCCCCGGGUCGAAAACAACCUCCUGAAACUCUGCAACGAGUUUCCUGGAUACACCCACUAUGUUCAGCAUCAGCCGUUCGACGCCGACGAGCCCAAGAGGAUAUCGGUCCCCCGGUCCCACGCCGAUUUUCCCUCAGACACUAUGCCGACUGAAGCUCUGGAUGAGAUAAAGAGGCUCGUGCGAAUCGCUCUUCCCCACCUUGCUGAGCGAGAGUUGAUCAACCAGGCCAUGUGCUGGUGCACUGACACGGCAGAUGCCAAUUGGCUUUUGUGUGAGCAUCCAAAGUGGAAGGGACUGGUUCUCGCCACAGGCGAUAGCGGACAUACUUUCAAGAUGUUGCCGAUUGUGGGCGGUCAAGUUGCGGAUCUCAUUGAAGGCAAGCUUUCGGAAGAGAAGAGACAUAUCUGGAGAUGGAGACCCAAUGCAGGUGACCCUAACGGGACUGGUCGAGGAGGGCCGCCUCCAAAGGAUUUGGCUGAUCUUGAUGGCUGGAGACAUGACUAG